Molecule: messenger RNA, 1610 nt
Organism: Durio zibethinus
Lineage: Eukaryota; Viridiplantae; Streptophyta; Magnoliopsida; Malvales; Malvaceae
Biological process (GO): defense response to other organism
Cellular component (GO): plasma membrane
Source: RefSeq, a predicted model, not a curated record
CAUUGAAAUUUGACCCAUCGUAGAAGAAAAGUCAUAAAAAAAAAAAGUGAAACCAAAAAGGCCAUCUUCUCCAACGCCCUCUCUCCAUCUCUCUCCUUCAAAAGCAAGAAGUGAAGCACUGUAGCUAAAAAAACUCAGAAAAGCAUACAGAGAGAGACGAGAGAGAGAGGGGGAGGGAGGGAGACUUUUUCUUUGAAAAUUAGAAAGAAAAGCGAAUGCCACCAACAAACAUGAACCCAAAUCAUCAACCCCAUGCCAGAGAAAUGCUUCCAACAGCCAACGGCGACCACCACCAUGGGCAACGCCACCAUGCCUAUUAUCCUCGCUCUUCCUCUUCCUCGGCCUCUUUCAAAGGCUGUUGUUGCUGCCUCUUCCUUCUGUUUUCCUUCUUAGCCCUUCUCGUACUUGCUGUUGUCCUCAUAAUUAUCCUCGCCGUUAAACCCAAGAAACCCCAGUUCGAUCUCCAACAAGUAGGGGUCCAAUACAUGGGUAUCUCCACUUCCAAUCCUUCCUCCUCUGACGGCACCGCCACCGCCGUUACAACGACCCCUACAACCGCUUCUUUGUCUUUAACCAUCCACAUGCUUUUCACAGCGGUGAAUCCCAAUAAGGUAGGGAUCAAGUACGGCGAGUCUAGUUUCACCGUCAUGUACCGUGGGAUUCCUUUGGGGAAAGCUUCGGUUCCUGGGUUUUACCAAAACGCUCACAGCACCAGAAACGUGGAGGCAACCAUCGCCGUUGAUCGAGCUAACUUGAUGCAAGCUGAUGCAGCUGAUUUAAUCAGAGAUGCUUCGCUUAAUGACCGCGUUGAGCUUAGAGUUUUGGGUGAUGUUGCUGCUAAGAUCCGUGUCUUGGACUUCGAUUCUCCUGGCGUUCAGGUGUCUGUGGAUUGUGCCAUAGUGAUAAGCCCAAGGAAGCAAUCUCUUACUUACAAGCAGUGUGGAUUUGAUGGAUUGAGUGUUUAAAAUAAAACCUCCCUCCUAACUCAUAUUUUCAUAUUGGUGGUGAAGCUAUUUCAUUCUCUUUCAUUUCUCUUUUCUCUGUCCACAAAUGGGUUGAGAAAGAAUUGAAAAAAAAAAGGGAAAGAGAAGCAAAAGAGAAGGCUAGAAUUCAGGGGAUGAAAGCUGUAGGCAAAGCCAAGAUGACGAGAUGGGAAAUCAUCCCAAGAUUUUGCUGAUUUUUGUAUUGGUUUCUUCAGUUGGAAGGAAACAUUUUUUUUUUGUUUCUUAACUGCCAUUUUAAAGUUGCAUGUGCACUUAUGUAUGCUACUGUUUCUCAUCCAGCUGGCAACUAUCUUUCUCUUUCUCUUACUCUUUAGUGUGCAGUGGUGCCUCUGCCUGUCUGCCAACAUUUGGUCAGCACAUCCCUCGUUGUAAACGUUUCACGAUUGACAGAAAUAGAUCUCACUUGAAUGUGUUCUUCUGCCUUUCAAAUGUCUAUUUAUCAUUUCAACUCUGAAAGGCUUGAAAGUUACGCUGAGUUGUUGAUGCCCAUUUCUUUUAUUAACAUAACAUCAAAAGGAAAGAUCCACUAAUGAAUGACUUAACCUUGUGUUUCAUUGCUUCCAAAAAAAAAAAAAAAAAUUGUAAAAGGAAUGUUGUUUCUCUGGU